AUGUUCGAUUCGUACCGUCAAUAUGGUCGCAAUGCACCUCUCCCAAAAUACACGGAAGUUGGACCUGACGGUUCUGUUCUCUAUCAAUCAAAUAGUGUUCCUACCUACUUGAGUACUACAUAUUUACAACCACAUGGGGUAGUUCAUCGAAACCGAUUGAAUAUGAGCGACCAAAGUACGAAUAAUUAUUAUAGAACAUUUAAUAUUCCUGAACGCUUCAAUCGACCUGAUUUGUGGCAAGGCUACAGAGAGGUUGAACUGCAUCCAUUCUAUCGAACAACAAAUCAAGAAUACGGUGCUUACAAACCUGAAGUUCACACAAUGCCAAAUGUCUAUCGUUAUCGAUCGCAUACGUUUACUAAUAGCAUGUCCAUCGGCGGCAACUUUCGUCAAUGUGGAUUCAAUACAAGUACAAGUAGUUUGGUUCCUAAAAAUGUACCCUCAGGUACACUUCCGAUCUCGCUAGGAUCACCAAUGCAAGCAAAAUAUGUACAAUGA
This is a messenger RNA of Rotaria sordida, 498 nucleotides long. The record is from the annotation of a GenBank genome assembly. NCBI's taxonomy places the organism in Eukaryota, Metazoa, Rotifera, Eurotatoria, Philodinida, Philodinidae.